This is a messenger RNA of Daucus carota subsp. sativus, 579 nucleotides long. Its product is annotated as actin cytoskeleton-regulatory complex protein PAN1-like. The coding region runs from base 1 to 579 and encodes 192 amino acids. The transcript has a single exon. Lineage: Eukaryota; Viridiplantae; Streptophyta; Magnoliopsida; Apiales; Apiaceae. The record is from RefSeq and is a predicted model, not a curated record.
AUGUCGACUUCCUCCAUUAACACACCAAGAAGGCCAAGGACCUAUGCUUGUCCUACUUGCAGCCGAGUCUUCUCCUCCGGCAUGGCGGUGGUGGGACACCAAAAUGCCCACAGAGAUGGGCAGCCGGCACAAAAGCUGAGGAGGGUUGAAACCCACCCUGAAAAUCCUUUAUCCAUGACCGGUAGCGGAUCGGUCAACCCUUUUUCAGGGCUGUCCACCACUAAUCCGCCAGGGACAGUGGUGUCUUUUUUGCCUAGUCUUCCAUCCGCCACUCCCGCUCCACCCGCAACAGCCACUCUCAUUUCUUUUGGACCGGUCCCCAGGUAUCAUCCUAUAUCUGCCUCUCUGGCUCCUUCUCCACCAGCCCCUCUGAAUCCUCUUCCGGGAGGCUCUCUGCAGACUUCUGCCAUUGGAAGCUGUCCCAGGUCCUUCAAAGUUCCUGACUUAUUAGGGCCUUCUGUUGCACCCACUGCUCCUGAUGAUCUAACUAAUGGAGCAAGCAGCAGUCGUCCUAUAGUGCUUGACAGCGACAACGAGGACGAAGAAGAGAAUGCACUAGACUUAAAUCUUAAGCUCUAG